AGAGUCCAUGUGUGAAGCUGUCAAGUAUGACGUAACAUCCGGAUAGUGUCAGGCGAGUGUUCGUUUUCUGAGCUUUUACUGAGGAGGACAUUGCCGACUUGACUUCUCAUCUCAUCUGUUGAAGUUAGACUGAGAGAAAAAAUGCCCAUUGAAAUCAAGCUUCGGUUUGUGGUUCUUUAUGGGUCUCAAAAGGGUCAAGCCCAGUCAAUAGCAGAGGGGAUAGCUGAACAGGCAGACGAGCACGGUUUCCUUGCUGAGCUCAGCUGCUUGAACCAGAAAGAUAAGUACAAUCUGGAGAAAGAGAAGUCCCCGGUGGUCUUUAUUGUGUCUACGACUGGAGAUGGGGAGCCACCAGAUAAUGCCCUGCAAUUUGUGAAGCACAUCAAGAAGAAGACACUCUCCUCUGACCACUACAAACACCUUUACUAUGCACUUUUAGCUUUAGGAGACACCAAUUAUGAAAACUUCUGCAACUGUGGCAAGACAAUUGAGCGGCGUCUACAGGAACUUGGAGCCCAAAAAUUCUAUGCAACAGGAUAUGCAGAUGACGGUACAGGGUUGGAGGUAGUUGUGGACCCUUGGCUUGAAGGACUGUGGAAAGCUAUCAAAGCAGCGUUAUCGAAUAUGGCUUCUGAUUGGAGCGUUCAAGAGGAUUUAGAGAUGACUUUUCCAGAUUCGUCGAUACCACAUGUCCAACUCAACCUGCUAAGCCUCACUGACCUUCAGUCUCCUAAUUUGGACCCCAAAUUUGCAUCUCCGGGUUCAUCUUCUUCCACGCAGCCGAUGCCCACAUCUGUUGAAGGUGUCAGUUUAACCACGCCAUCAGCAGAGACACAACACACAGAUCCUGGAACGUCCAAUGCACCUUCACUAUCGCACUCAGUGACUCCGCUGUCCGAUUUGUCUCUAAAUGUUCCAAGUCUACCUCUACCUUUUCUAGACGUGCGUCUUCAGGAAGUAGACACUGUGGACAAGAAUUUUGGGCCCUUGAACGUUGAAACUAUCAAUGAGGUUCCUAUAUCCCGUGCGGUUUGUUUAACAACAGGGGAGUCAGUCAAGACUGCCAUCCUUCUUGAACUUGACAUCACUGCGUACCCCAUGUUGACCUAUCAACCUGGGGAUUCGUUUGAUGUUUUCUGCCCAAAUCGAGCCUCUGAGGUCAAGCAACUGCUUCAAAGAUUGGGUCUUGAGGAUCAGAAGAAUCAUCAUGUCCAAGUUUCUUUACUCAAAGACACAAAGAAAAAAGGUGCUCAGGUACCCUCCUACAUCCCUCAGAACAUUUCUUUACUGUACCUGCUCACAUGGUGUCUGGAGAUUAGAAGUGUUCCAAAGAAGGCCUUGUUGCGAGCAGUGGCUGAGCAUACAGCAGACUGUGUGCAGAAGAGGAGGUUACAGGAGCUUUGUAGCAAACAAGGCACCGCAGACUACAACCAGUUUGUGAGAGAGUCCAGCCUCAGUGUUUUGGAGCUUCUCGCUGCCUUCCCUUCCUGCCUACCUCCCCUCAGCCUCUUUGUAGAGCAUCUGCCCAAGCUGCAGCCAAGGCCUUAUUCAGCUGCCAGCUCCUGCCUUCGGCACCCAGGCAAGCUGAAUUUUGUCCUCAGCGUCGUCGAGUUACCAACAUGCUUAGGUCGUCCUGUUGGGAGGCGGGGCUUGUGUACUGGUUGGCUCUUUGACCUCGUCACCCCUCUCCUGGUUCUCCCAGGGAAGGCUGAAUCGCAGCGUUGCCUUGCCUUGCCGCAGAUCCAUGUGAGUUUGAGACCCAACCACUCCUUUCGACAGCCAUCCGACACAUCAGUGCCUCUCAUAAUGGUCGGACCUGGUACGGGUGUCGCGCCCUUCAUUGGCUUCCUCCAGCAAAGAGAAAAGGAGAGGCAGCGGAAUCCUGAUGCGCUGUUCGGUGAGACCUGGUUGUUUUUUGGUUGCCGCUACAGAGACCGAGACUACCUGUUCAGAGAGGAGCUGGAGGGCUUUGUGUCCAGUGGUACUUUGGACCACCUCCAAGUAUGUUUCUCCAGAAAUGACCAGAAGGACGAGGAGGCCGUCGUCUCAGGAGGCUCUCCCAGAUACGUCCAACACAACUUGCUGCUCCACAGCCACAAAAUAAUCAACAUCUUGCUCAAAAACAAUGGUUGCCUCUAUGUUUGUGGAGAUGCAAAGAACAUGGCUAAAGACGUAAACGACACCCUGAUGGAGAUGAUCAAGCGUGAGCUCCAGGUGGACCAACUGGAGGCCAUGAAGCAACUGGCUCGCCUCAGGGAGGAGAAACGCUACUUGCAGGACAUCUGGGGAUAACGGAGGACUUUUUGAUUUUGAUUAUUAUUAGUGUUAUUAUUUUUAAUGACAUGAAAUUCAACAUACGUUCUCAGCCGUGUCCUUGUGCGCUAAAAAACGGGGGAGCCGCUGAUAACCGCGAUGGAACAUCCGUUGCAUUGCUUUGGAGAAGGUGUCCAACGUGCUGACCUGAGAACACGGCGUGCUGACAUCAUCUCAUGCUUGGCUUGUUGAGCAAAAGUGACCUUGGCCCGGCCAAUAAUGCUGCUUAUUGGUUCUGGCGGUGUGAAAAUGCUUUGAGGGUUGACAAGCACUCCGUGUUUGUCCUGCCAGGGAAAGCAUUUAAGUCGACUUUGAUGGAGGGAUUUCAAUGAGACUGAAACCGCUCUGCGGUUCCUCCCUAGAUAAACAACAAAGUCGUUGACACACACGCACGCAUACAGAUAUGAAAGGAUUGCGCAGGGUUUAGAAAUGGAUUUUUUUAGUAUUGUGGUAUUUUCUUUGAAUGUGCAAAAUCCACUGCCAACUAAAUACCCGACGUUCGCAAAGAAGCUCCGAAGGCCACACGCCAAUCACUCCACACUAAACACUUGAGUUUGCUUUUAUGCUGCUUGACAUUAUUAUGGAGUCACCUUUCUUUUUUCUUCUUUCGAGAAUUGGAUCUGAGGAAAACAAAAGAGCUUCCAUGAUUACAGGCACAAUACGCGGAUUGUUUCUUUGUGUGAAGUUCAGUGUGUGCAUAUCGGGCAUAAAUAUCCAACCUAAAGCUCAGCCCUGAGCUCUGAGAGGAAUCCAUCCGACUUGACUUUGCUUUGUUUUAGUACUGCCCGCAUGCACAAUGUUAUUUUGGACUCCUCCGAAAAUGCAGCCAGGCUAGGAUCUCAAACACAAGCCCACACACCGCCUCUCGUAUUUUGCGGCCUGGCAAUAAAAAUAAUUUCGAAUUGGCUUCCGGCGUCUCCUCUUUUCCCCUUUUAUUGCUCAAAAUGACAUUUGUGGGUUUUCGGGUGCAAAUGACCCGACUCUAUGAACUUGUGGUUGAGGAGCAAUGGUGAAAAGAUGUGAAAUUUGUCGUGACUGAAUCUAAAAAUUGAAAUCGUGCUGACUUGAAAGUUGAAGGUGCCUUUGGUGAAGAGAACGAAAGCAUCUGCUAAUUGAAGUCUUUUUGUGGUGUGCCGCAGAGCCCCAGAGAGAGGCUUCCUCAGAAUUAAAUCUUCUAACAGCGGUCGUUUUAGUUCUCGUUUUGAAGGGAGGGUAGACGGGGGGGAAAAACAUGUUUACAAUCUUCCACUGCCUCCACCGUUGAUGACACACCAUUUAAUUCGUCCUCAAGCCGGGUAAACAAAACCGGCACCAUUCUAGAAAACCACCCCCCGACUGUGACUAAUUGCUUUCAUAGUAUAUUGUCAAAAAGGGCAAAACGGCUCUUGGACUGAAUCAUCUUAAGAAUGUGACGACACAACCAGCGUUCUCUCAAAACUCAGAGCCUCGCACGCUGCUCGCGGUCCGCGUCACUCGAUCCCGCGACCGCAAAGGACUGAGGCAAGUUCAAAGUUAUGGCUGGCUAAUUAAAAAGGUCCACAAUGUCAAAAAGUACGGCAACGGUUUGGAAUAAAUCAGAGCUCGUUGGAGGUCAGAGCGACCGGAGAGCAGUAACACCCCAGUGAGAGACGCCCCUUGUUAAAAAUGGCUAAAUGAAGCAGAAAGACGUGCGCUAUCGUUCAUGACUCUUAUUAUGAAGAGCGUCGAGUGGAGAGGUGCAGUUCAUGUCAAUGAACAGCACAAGACCCGCUUGACACACAAAGUACUCCACGGAGUGAAGAUGUUAGAGGAGUCCAAUCAGCCCGGUCGACACAAUGCCCACUUCAUUUGACUUUGCUCUGCGGGAGUGAAUGGAGUGUCGCUUUAGCGGUAACAGUGCUUAACACUAAGGCAUUAUUAAAUGUGACUACGGGUCCGCUCAGGCAAUAUGCGGGUGAGCCUGGAAUAAAUGUCUUCACUUUCCACAUUUGUUUUCUGGGAAUUGUUUCAAGGAUGAAAAUGACAAACCGGAAUUAAAGGUGUUUGACUUUG
Messenger RNA from Hippocampus comes (tiger tail seahorse), 4344 nucleotides. RefSeq names its product 5-methyltetrahydrofolate-homocysteine methyltransferase reductase (gene mtrr). The record is from RefSeq and is a predicted model, not a curated record. Gene Ontology annotation, molecular function: [methionine synthase] reductase (NADPH) activity; flavin adenine dinucleotide binding; FMN binding. Lineage: Eukaryota; Metazoa; Chordata; Actinopteri; Syngnathiformes; Syngnathidae. Gene Ontology annotation, biological process: homocysteine metabolic process. The transcript has 15 exons. Gene Ontology annotation, cellular component: cytosol. The coding region runs from base 142 to 2292 and encodes 716 amino acids.